CUCGUGCUGGCGCGCGAGUACCUGCGGGAGCACGGCUACACGAAGACGUCGGAGGCGCUGCGCGAGGAGGUGGGCAAGGGCCUCGAGCGCCUCGAGCUCGCGGACAACGUCGACCUCGGGAGCGUCGUCCGGGAAUUCGAGGCGUACUACGCCAUGCGCCUGGGAAAACCGCCGCGGCUCACGCGGCGCCGCGCGAACGACGAGAACGACCUGCCCGCGCCGCCGCGGCGCCGCAAGGGCGGGUCCACGGCGGCGAGCGCCCCGGCGCCCGCCGUGGAUGUUUUUUUUCCGGGAAGAUUGCGCGUAACACUCACGCUGAAGCGACGUUGCAGCCACUUGUUUCUCGCCCAGGCGAAGCCCCGGGAGGCGGGCGAGUCCGUCGCGCUCGGCGUGAUCAAGUCGCGCCUCGGCGUCGCCGGCGGCGCCGAGCCGUCGAAGCCCGUCUGGCUCGGCGACAAGGGCGCGGGCGACCACGACGACGCCGGCUUCGGCGACGGCGUCGCGGGCACCAAGGUCGCGGUGCGUUCGCGCUUCGAGAGAGUCGCGCACGACGACAAGCCCGUGGAGCGCCUCUUAAAACCGCCGCCGGCCUUCGCCGGCGACGCGGAAUUACAGGCCCUGGCGAACAACAUCUCGCGGGAGAUCUACCGGCCCGCCGUCGGCGACGGCAAGGGCGACGAGUGGGGCGACGUCGUCGGCCUCGACGGGCCCAAGGCCCUGCUGCGGGAGGCCGUCGUCAUGCCCGCGCGCUACCCCCAGCUCUUCCGGGGCAUCACGGCGUCCUGGGGCGGCGUGCUGCUCUUCGGACCGCCGGGCACCGGGAAGACGAUGCUCGCGCGCGCCGUCGCCGCGCAGUGCGGCACGACCUUCUUCAACAUCUCCGCGUCGUCCAUCGUGUCCAAGUACCGCGGCGACUCGGAGAAGCUGGUGCGCGUGCUCUUCGAUUUGGCGCGGCAUCACGCGCCGUCCACGAUCUUCAUCGACGAGAUCGACAGCAUCAUGUCGCAGCGCGGCGGCGGCGGCGGCGGCGCGGAGCACGAGGGGUCGCGGCGCAUGAAGACGGAGGUGCUCAUCCAGAUGGACGGGCUGGCCAAGACGGAGGGGUUGGUUUUUGUCCUCGCGGCGUCGAACCUGCCGUGGGAGCUCGACAUGGCGCUGCUCCGGCGCCUCGAGAAGCGCGUGCUCGUGCCCCUGCCCGACGCGGCGGCGCGGAGGAACAUGCUCCACAAGUGGCUCCAGGGCCGCGCCGCGCCGGACGCCGCGCUCGACGCGUACGCCGACGACGACGCGACGGCGGGCUACUCGGGGAGCGACCUCCACCUCCUCUGCAAGGAGGCGGCCAUGCGGCCCGUGCGGCGCCUCGUCGUCCAGCUCGAGGACAUGGAGGGCAAAAACGGCGGCGCGGCCGUGCCCGACGACCGGGUCGACGACCUCCUCGACGAGCACCGCAUCACGGACGCGGACUUCAAGGCCGCGCUCCGGUGCACGAACCCGUCGGCGAAGCUCUUCGCCGACAAGUACCGCGACUGGAACGCGAACUUCGGGAGCUCGUGA
This is a messenger RNA of Aureococcus anophagefferens, 1554 nucleotides long. RefSeq lists its product as hypothetical. The annotation marks the transcript as partial. The record is from RefSeq and is a predicted model, not a curated record. Gene Ontology annotation, molecular function: ATP binding; ATP hydrolysis activity; protein binding. NCBI's taxonomy places the organism in Eukaryota, Pelagophyceae, Pelagomonadales, Pelagomonadaceae. The transcript has 3 exons.